Molecule: messenger RNA, 625 nt
Organism: Ascoidea rubescens DSM 1968
Lineage: Eukaryota; Fungi; Ascomycota; Saccharomycetes; Ascoideales; Ascoideaceae
Gene: VMA11
Product: H(+)-transporting V0 sector ATPase subunit c'
Exons: 3
Coding region: 72-560 (162 amino acids)
Biological process (GO): proton transmembrane transport
Cellular component (GO): proton-transporting V-type ATPase, V0 domain
Molecular function (GO): proton-transporting ATPase activity, rotational mechanism
Source: RefSeq, a predicted model, not a curated record
GCCAGUUCUCUGCCAUAGCUCUGCUUUAGAUCCUCCUACAGUGCUCUCAACAAUAAAACUAGUAUUUAUCUAUGACUGAUCUUGGUGAAGAAUAUACUCCAGCUUUUGCUCCAUUUUUUGGUUUUGCAGGAUGCUGCUUUGCAAUGGUUUUAAGUUGUGCUGGUGCUGCCAUUGGCACUGCGAAAUCCGGUAUUGGUAUAACUGGUAUCUCUACUUUCAAGCCUGAUAUUAUAAUGAAAUCGUUAAUACCUGUGGUUAUGUCUGGUAUUUUAUCUGUUUACGGUUUGGUCGUGGCAGUUUUGAUUGCAGGAAACUUAUCCCCAACUGAAAAUUAUUCAUUAUUCAAUGGAUUUAUGCAUAUGACUUGUGGUUUAUCUGUUGGGUUUGCAUGCUUAUCUUCAGGUUAUGCCAUUGGUAUAGUCGGCGAUGAAGGAGUAAGAAGAUUCAUGCAUCAACCAAGAUUAUUUGUUGGUAUCGUAUUGAUUUUGAUUUUCAGUGAAGUUCUCGGAUUGUAUGGUAUGAUUGUAGCUUUGAUUUUGAAUACAAAAGGAAGCGGUUAAAUUAUAUUUUAAAUAAUCAAAUAGAAAUAAAACUAUACUAAAAUAUAAAACAAAAAACAAAAAAC